AUGAAGAUGAUCCUGGUCCUGGUCCUCUCCUGUGUCCUCGGUGUCUCAGCUGAUGGUGAGUUUGUGACUCAUUUUACAAUAAAAGAUACACACACACACACACACACACAGACACACACACACACACACACACACACACACACACACACACACUAACAGGUUCUCUGUUUUCUCCUCAGACCUUCAUGAAGAGAUUGUUGUCACUGGUUGUACUCAGACCUUUGCUGAGAACAUGUACGGUCUGGAUGGUGAAGAGCUGUUCUUCGCAGACUUUGAAGCAGGGAACAUAGUCGAUCCUCAGCCUGACUUCAUGGAUCAUUUUAGUGUCAGAGAUGCUUAUCAAGGUGCUGUGGGUAACAGAGAGGUCUGCAAACACAACCUGGAAAUCACUCGUAAAGCCUUCAAAGACUACAAACCAGAGCGAGGUAAACACACACACACACACACACACACAUACACACACACACACACACACACACAGACACACAAACACACCCUCACUUCUGUCUGAAAUAUUUCAGACCUCUAAAUUGAAUUUGAGAAUCUCCUUAAAUGAAAGUGAAAUAAUUAAAAUAAAGAGUUAAAUAAAUAAAUGAACUUCCUUUGAUGUUUGUUAAAAAUCCAGAAUUCAGUCAUUUUGAAGUCAAUGUUUAGCUCGUCAACGUUACGUCUUCGUCGUGGAAUAAAAGGGAAAUAUUUUAAUUGACGAAAACAACCAGUGUUGUUCUCGUUGACGAAAAUAUUUGACGAAAUAUGACGAAAACGACACUGCUCUCAUGAGAGGAGAUCACUGUUAGCAUUGAUCAUAGUGAUCAGCUGACAGAGCCCUCAGCAGCUUUACUUCCUGUCUUGGGCUGUUUGUCCUGUUGAAUGCAGCAUCUGUAUUAACUCCACAGUGAUAGUGGAUCUCAGAAACUCAGAGCUCUGAGUUUCCUCCUCCCUGAACUUUGAAGAGUCCCGGCUCUUUGGCCUGAACUGUUAUAGACUCAUCAUAAAACAUUUCCUCGUGUGUCAGUCGGUUACAACAUGAGAUCCUGCCGUUAACAUGGAGCCAGCUCCAGAGUGCUGUGACACAAAGGAGGUAAAUAAGGAUGAGGCUGGUAGAGCCCGGGCUCAGCUGAAGGACAGAUGUUUGUUAAGACCUGGUCGGAUCUCUCUGGACAAAAAGGACACCCAAUAUGAUGGCCUGACAUCUGUGGUCUGAACUGGGUUUGGUUCUGGUUCAUAAAAAUGGAUGUGACCAGGUUUUCAACUUAAGCUUUGAAUAAACUGUCAAAGAUGUCAUAAGGUUGUAAAGGAAACGACAUCAAUGUUUGACGUCUUCAACGUUAAGAUGAACUAACUCAAAUGACCGUGUUCAUGAGAAUGACAACAGAAUGAAAUAAAAAUAAAGUCGGGAUCAACAAGUCUACGAUUUUCUCCUGUCUUCACUCCUGAUUCUGGACCUUAGCUGAGGUCACGUGAUAUUCAACAAAACUUCAUGAACCAGGACAAAGGUUAAACCCUGUAACAGUAUUUAAAAUAAUGAAACAAUAACAAUGUGAAUCAGAUAUGACCAAACCCAAUGAGAAGACAACUUUUUAAUUAUUAUAAAAGUUUAAGUUCUCAUGUUGUCAUGGCAACUGUUACUGUUUGUACAAUGUCCCACCCGUUCUGUCUCAGAUCAGCCCGCCCUCCCAAAAAGUCUUACUCAGGUCCAUGAACUGGAUCAGUCUCUAUUCUAACUCAGAUAUUUAAGUGUCCAGGUUUGAUGCUGCUCUGAAAAUGAAAGAGUUCCUGCAGAGAGAACUUGACCCAAACACUUUCUGUGGUUACAGACCCUCCGUCCAGUCCCAUCGUCUACCCCAAAGACCAGCUGGAGCUCGGGGAGAAGAACUCCCUCGUCUGUCAUGUGACCGGCUUCUACCCGGCUCCUGUGACCUUCUUCUGGAGUAAGAACGGAGAGAACGUGACUGAAGGGGUCACCAAGAACGUCCCCCUCCUGAACACAGACGACGGAACCUUCAGCCAGUUCUCCAAACUGGAGGUCACCACCCAGGAAGGAGACGUCUACAGCUGCUCUGUGGACCACCUGACCCUGGAGAAACCGCAGACUAGGAUGUGGGGUGAGAGCGAGAGUGAGAGUGAGAGAGAGAGAGAGAGAGAGAGAGAGAGAGAGAGAGAGAGAGAGAGAGAGAGGGAGAGGGGUCUGACUUUAGGAACGGGGGGAGAGAGAGAGAGAGUGUGUGUGUAUAUCUCAGUGUGUAUAUCUGUGUGUGUAUCUCUGUGUGUAUAUCUCAGAGUGUGUGUGUGUUGUGUGUAUAUCUCAGUGUGUAUAUCUCAGAGUGUGUAUAUCUCAGUGUGUAUUUCUCAGUGUGUAUAUCUCAGUGUGUAUAUCUCAGUGUAUGUCUCAGUGUGUGUGUAUCUCAGUGUGUAUAUCUCAGUGUGUAUAUCUCAGUGUGUAUAUCUCAGUGUGUAUAUCUGAGAGUGUGUGUAUCUCAGUGUGUAUAUCUCAGUGUAUGUCUCAGUGUGUGUGUAUCUCAGUGUGUAUAUCUCAGUGUGUAUCUCAGAGUGUGUGUGUGUUGUGUGUAUAUCUCAGUGUGUAUAUCUCAGUGUGUAUAUCUCAGUGUAUAUAUCUCAGUGUGUAUAUCUCAGAGUGUUGUGUGUAUAUCUCAGUGUGUGUAUCUCAGUGUGUAUAUCUCAGAGUCUGUGUCUGUUGUGUGUCUGCAGAGGUGAAGACGGUCCAGCCCGGUGUCGGUCCUGCUGUGUUCUGUGGACUCGGUCUGACUGUCGGCCUGCUCGGUGUUGCUGUUGGAACCUUCUUCCUCAUUAAAGGAAACGAGUGCAGCUGAUUGGUCGGGGCUGAUGAUGUCAUCAUCACCUGUGUUGUUUAUUAUCUUGUAUUAAACGCAGCUGUUGUGUGUGUGUGUAAAGCGUCUCCAUGGAAACAGAAAGUGUUGAAUAAAGCUUCAGUGAGUGACGUCUCUGUCUCCUGGUGUUUACUCUCAUCAGUCUGACUGAACUCUGCUGUUUGGAGGUUUGAGGGGUUCAGACCGUACCAGACCUCUUUCUCUAGACUCUGAUCAGACUCCCCUCCUGAUUCUUACUGCUCGGCUUUAGAACCACAGAGAAGGUCCAGACUGACCUCAGCACUGACCCCAGGUCUAGGGUAGUCAUCAGUUGCUCCAACGUUGUUCCAGAUCCUUCUAGCCAGCCUGCCCAUCCACAUGUGGUUGAUUACUUCAGGUCCUCCAGGUUCAGUCUUCUGAACCGGCCUUGGGAAUGUAAAAUCAGAAAACUACAAUCUGAUAAAUAGAAAUGGUUUACUUCGUAUUAUGUCUGUGAAACUAUCACAUGAGUCAUGCUGAUGUAAUCCAGUUUGAUGUUCUGGGGAACAUGAAUAUGUUCUGUUCACAGAGGGUGUGAGGCCAACAAGGACAAAAAAUCAGAACAGCUCAAGGACUCCCAUAUGUCGAAGCAGAAACAAAAGUAAGAACACAGCCAAGUGGACCUGAGGGUCAGGUCACUGAAGCAGACAGUUACAGAUGAAAUCACUGUGAAGAAUGCAGUAAAUUUAAAGAGGACACUGAUUGUGCAGAAAAAUGAAUUCCUGUUGUUUAUGGUUGAGGUUAUUAACUGCACUGCGCAAACUGAGACCAAGGCAGAGAGGAUCGAGAUAAUUGUGCAUUUUCAGGUAAAUAUCUUGGAAUUAAAGAUCUUGGCUGGAGGGAAGCUGAGGAAAUGUUCAAAGCAGAGAAGCCCAGUUCACAAACAUCUACAUGGAGUGGUUCCUCUUCUAUGGAGCCAGAUCAGGCUCAAAAGUAUUGAAAAGUAGUGUAAGUGAAAAAAUAAAAAGUGAAGUGAAAAAAUAAUGAGAUAAUAAGAAAAAUCAGAUUUGAACCUGAAAAAAAUUAAAUGGUACCUGAAAGUCUUGAAUUUCAAAAUUGAACUUUGAAAAAUCCCAGAAUGCAUGAAAAAAAUCUGUUCAAAUGUAACUUUGAUUCUGUUUUUAAUACUUUUGAAUAAAUUACUUAUUUCUUUUUUUCACUUCAAUGCAUAUUUCGAUCUUUGAGUACUUUUUUUUUUUCGAUUGAAUUUUAUUUAUUUAUUUCAGAUUCAGAUCUUAUUUUUACGGAUUCAAAACUUUUUUUUCGGUUUCAGAUCUUCUUUUUUCAGAUUCAACUUGAAAAGUUUCAGGUUGACUUUUGAGCCUGUUUUUCCGUGGGGGCGGGCCUCGACUGAGAGGGGCGCGGUCUGCCAUGAGUGACAGGCCUCCCCCUCCUUCCCCACCCCAUCACCCUGCGUUCAGGAAGUGGCAUGAAUACACAUUAGCUUAGCCUACGAUUAGGCUGUAUUGGCUGAAUGAGAUCGUGUUGGUUCGUUCCACUUUAGUGGUGCAAUACAAACUGUGAUUCAUUAAAAAGCUCUAUUGAUAGUAAGUACUAAAAAAAAUAUAUCUACUCAUGUCAUCCUGUCGAUUUUUAGUAAUCAGUGUUUCGGUGUCGAACUAUUUCCUUUCUGCGGCGUAGUGAUACUUGCACACGUGCAAUCGAAUAUGCAGAGGGGUGAAGCGAUUUUUGUCACGUGGAUCAAUAGGAGCCGAGUCUCGUUGCCAUAGCAUCAGAAAUACACAAACAUGGCGACGACCGCAUCUCGCAGCGAGACAAGCGAAGAGGAAGAAAAGAAAAGGAACAAAAGAAAACGGCCUUCAAAAGUGCACAAAAAGGAGCGAAACAAUGCUAUAUGCAUCUAUCAUCUGUCCAGAGUGAAGACGUUCUCGACUUUACAAGGACACGUUGGGAAACUUACAGAACUAGUAUUGGAAAGUGGCUUUCUCUACACGGUGAGACUAAGGACCUUGCAGAAACUUUUAAACUUUGCGUUGAUAUCGACUUUGACAAUGUUCCUGAUGACGCUGGGUUUCACAUGACAUGCUACAAGCGAUUUAUUUGCAAAAGGGGUUUGAGAAACAAGAACGUGAUGCAGUCGCAGGUCAGUCAAACCCUUAGCGCAGCAUCGCCGAUGCAUCCACGUCCACGGCAUCUGAAACUCCGCGAAGAAACUUCGCUCGAGGUCAUAGGCUGUAUUGGGACAAAGGAAAAAGUGCCUAGAAAGUGAAUCUCGUUCAAAUACGCUGGUGCUACUUGUUCAAUGCAUUUUUGCAUAGACAAUACCAUUCAUCCAUACCAUCCGCGACUGCAUCAUGUUCUUGAGCAGCAUCAUAAGUGAGAAGGAGGACACAGGGAACAUAAACCAGCAGUCUGGAAAAUAAAGACAAGAGAAUCUAAUCAAGGUGAGGUUAACACAUGAGGAGCAGAGUGAAGAAGACAAAGACGAUAACAAAAAAAAAGCAGGAAAUGACAAAAAUGGAGAAAGACAGACAGGUAACUUGUCAGAGUGGGUCAUACAGGUGUUACAGGGACACACACCUCUGCUGAGUAAGACUCAGAAACUUCCGGACACCACAGCACGAGCAGUUUAGAUGAGUCUGUGUGCUGAAUUUGAUUACUUUCAUAUACACUCACCGGCCACUUUAUUAGGUACACCAUGCUAGUAACGGGUUGGACCCCCUUUUGCCUUCAGAACUGCCUCAAUUCUUCGUGGCAUAGAUUCAACAAGGUGCUGGAAGCAUUCCUCAGAGAGCUUGGUCCAUAUUGACAUGAUGGCAUCACACAGUUGCCGCAGAUUUGUCGGCUGCACAUCCAUGAUGCGAAUCUCCCGUUCCACCACAUCCCAAAGAUGCUCUAUUGGAUUGAGAUCUGGUGACUGUGGAGGUCAUUUGAGUACAGUGAACUCAUUGUCAUGUUCAAGAAACCAGUCUGAGAUGAUUCCAGCUUUAUGACAUGGCGCAUUAUCCUGCUGAAAGUAGCCAUCAGAAGUUGGGUACAUUGUGGUCAUAAAGGGAUGGACAUGGUCAGCAACAAUACUCAGGUAGGCUGUGGCGUUGCAACGAUGCUCAAUUGGUACCAAGGGGCCCAAAGAGUGCCAAGAAAAUAUUCCCCACACCAUGACACCACCACCACCAGCCUGAACCGUUGAUACAAGGCAGGAUGGAUCCAUGCUUUCAUGUUGUUGACGCCAAAUUCUGACCCUACCAUCCGAAUGUCGCGGCAGAAAUCGAGACUCAUCAGACCAGGCAACGUUUUUCCAAUCUUCUAUUGUCCAAUUUCAAUGAGCUUGUGCAAAUUGUAGCCUCAGUUUCCUGUUCUUAGCUGAAAGGAGUGGCACCCGGUGUGGUCUUCUGCUGCUGUAGCCCAUCUGCCUCAAAGUUCGACGUACUGUGCGUUCAGAGAUGCUCUUCUGCCUACCUUGGUUGUAACGGGUGGUUAUUUAAGUCACUGUUGCCUUUCUAUCAGCUCGAACCAGUCUGGCCAUUCUCCUCUGACCUCUGGCAUCAACAAGGCAUUUCCGCCCACAGAACUGCCGCUCACUGGAUAUUUUUUCUUUUUCGGACCAUUCUCUGUAAACCCUAGAGAUGGUUGUGCGUGAAAAUCCCAGUAGAUCAGCAGUUUCUGAAAUACUCAGACCAGCCCUUCUGGCACCAACAACCAUGCCACGUUCAAAGUCACUCAAAUCACCUUUCUUCCCCAUACUGAUGCUCAGUUUGAACUGCAGGAGAUUGUCUUGACCAUGUCUACAUGCCUAAAUGCACUAAGUUGCCGCCAUGUGAUUGGCUGAUUAGAAAUUAAGUGUUAACGAGCAGUUGGACAGGUGUACCUAAUAAAGUGGCCGGUGAGUGUACACUGUGUACACAAUUAUUAGGCAAGUGAGUAUUUUGAUCAUAUCCUCAUUUUUAUGCAUAUUUUCCAACUCCAAGCUGUAUAAACUUGAAUGCUUAUUGGAUAUAAGCAUAUCAGGUAAUGUGUAUUAGUGUAAUGAGGGAGGGUGUGGCCUAAGGAGAUCAAAACCCUAUAUCAAGGUGUGCAUAAUUAUUAGGCAGCUUCUUUUCCUCAGGUAAAAUGGGCUAAAAAAGAGAUGUAAGUGACUCUGAAAAGUCAAAAAAUGUAAAAAGUCUUUCAGAGGGAUGCAGCACUCUUGAAAUUGCGAAGAUAUUUGGGCGUGAUCACAGAAACAGCAAACAUUUUGAUGCAAAUAGUCAACAGGGUCGCAAGAAAUGUGUUAAGAAAAAAAGACGCAAAUUAACUGCCAAAGAUUUGAGAAGACUCAAACGAAAAGGUACCAGGAACCGCUUAUCCUCCAGUGCUGUCAUAUUCCAGAACUGCAACCUACCUGGAGUGCCCAGAAGUACAAGGUGUUCAGUGCUCAGAGACAUGGCCAAAGUAAGGAAGGCUGAAACCUGACCACCACUGAACAAGACACAGGUCGAAACGUCAAGACUGGGCCAAGAAAUAUCUGAAGAGAGAUUUUUCAAAGGUUUUAUGGACUGAUGGGAUGAGAGUGACUCUUGACAGACCAGAUGGAUGGACCCGUGGCUGGAUCAGUAAUGGGCACAGAGCUCCACUUUGAAUCAGAAACCAGCAAGGUGGAGGCGGGGUACUGAUAUGGGCUGGUAUUAUUAAAGAUGAGCUAGCUGGACCUUUUGGGUUAAAGAUGGACUUAAAAUCAACUCCCAAAUCCACGGCCAGUUUUGAGAAGACACUUUCUUCAAGCAGUGGUACAGGCAAAAGUCUGCAUCUUUCAAGAAAACCAUGGUUUUUAUGCAGGACAAUGCUCCAUUGCAUGCAACGAAGUACUCCACUAUGUGGCUCGCCAGUAAAGGCCUUAAAAACGAAAGAAUAAUGACAUGGCCUCCUUCUUCACCUGACCUAAACCCUGUUGAGAACUUGUGAGUCCUUCUUAAACGGGAAAUUUACAGUGAAGGAAGACAGUACACCUCUCUGAACAGUGUCUGGGAGGCUUUGGUUGCUGCAACACAAAAAGUUGAUCGUCAACAGAUCAAGAAACUGAAAGACUCCAUGAAUGAAAGGCUUAUGACUGUUAUUGAAAAGAAGGGUGGCUGUAUUGAUCACAGAUUUUUUUUUUUUUAAAUUUCAACAAUUUUUAUUUGUAAAUUGAGUUGUUUGUUUAUCAUUCUCACUUUAACAAGUGAAAAUAAACAAGUGAGAUGGAAAAUUUUUCAUUUUUAAUUUAGUUGCAUAAUAAUUCUGCACACUAAUAGCUGCCCCCAAUAAUUGUGCACACAUAGAUAUUCUCCUAAGGAAGUCAAAAUCUCACUUUUACUCCCUUAAAUAUUCCGGUUUGAGGUUUAUUAACAUUUUAGAUUGACCGAGAGCACUGUAGUUGUUCAAAAAUAAAAUUUAUCCUCAAAAAUACAACUUGCCUAAUAAUUGUGCACACAGUGUAUAUGUUGUAUUUAAAUGUUUAAGUGUACUUUCUUUUCUUAUUUUUAAAUAUAUUUUGUUUUCUCAUGAAUCAUUGUUGCUCAGUAUCGUAAUUUCAGCUCUAAGAAGCACUUUGAACCGUACAAAAGAGUAUCAUGGCCAAAUAACAGGAUUAUUUUUUUCAUUUUUAUAAAAAGAGUAAAGCCACGGAACCAAACAACAGUUAGCCACGUAAUGCUGUCUUAAAGGUGAUGUCUUAAUGUACAGUCCUGUUACAGGACUCAUGUUCCUCAUCUUGGUACAGGCAGCUGGCUGCUCACCACUGAAUUCUCAUAACCAAAACGACGUUAACCCUUAAUGAGAGUAGAACUUUAUCUCAGUUAUAUCUGUAUGACUUUAAUCUCCCAACAUCACAAGUUGAUUUUCUCAUAUGACUUUACUUUCAACUUUACUCUUGUCAGAUAACUUAAAAUUAAACUUAAAAAAAACUAAAACAUUCUCUGAUACGGCCCUGAUACUCUGUUGUAGAGUUAUACUUAGUUUGAAUGGUGCGCCAUGAAUGAACUUACCACAAAUAACAGUGACAGAACUGAGGAGCAUGACUGAGUUAGAUAAAACCUGACAGACAGAGACGGCGUCCAGUGUGUAACCAGGUCUACGGGUAAUUGCUUUCUAUGUGUGUGUGUGUGUGUCUGUGUGUGUGUAUCUGUGUGUGUGUGUGUGUCAGUGUCUCAGCAGCAGACCGUAGUCUGAGUCGUCUGCCUGGUAACAGCUGCUGAUUGGCUGAUUUAAUGAGGACUUCUGGUUUUUAGAGCUGCUCUCAGUCAGAGUGAGUUUCAGUCGGUGAAGACAGCAGACCAAGAUGGCUUCAACUUUUCUCAGAGUCUCCCUCCUCUUCAUCUUCAUCUUCAUCUUCAUCUUCAUCGGCUUCAACAGCACAGGUACGAUUAACACACACCUGAGAGAUCUAUACACACACCUGAGAGAUCUAUACACACACCUGAGAGAUCUACACACACCUGAGAGAUCUACACACACACCUGAGAGAUCUAUACACACACCUGAGGGAUCUACACACACACAUCUGAGAGAUCUAUACACACACCUGAGAGAUCUACACACACCUGAGAGAUCUACACACACACCUGAGAGAUCUACACACACACACCUGACUGAUCUUGUGUGUUUCUCAGAUGGAUCAAUGCAACUUCAAGUGACCCGUUGUGAGUUUAACUCCACUGAUCUGAACGACAUCGAGUACAUCUACUCUCAUUACUACAACAAACUGGAGUUCCUCAGGUUCAGCAGCAGUUUGGGGAAAUAUGUUGGAUACACUGAACUCGGUCUGAAGAAUGCAGAGCGCUUAAACAAUGAUCCUUCAGAGCUGAGCAGGAGGAGAGCUCAGAAGUUAAUCUGUCAAGAACAUACAAAGGCCUACUACAGUGAGACCGGGCCUCUGUCUACAUCAGGUGAGUUUGUGUUUUGUCACACAGCAUCUCUUCAUCACUGCACUGAUUUACUGAGCCCCCCCCCCAAAAAAAAACUGAACUCUGUUUGUUAACAUUACAAAGUCAUAUAUUCUUAUACUUACACACUUUAAAAUUCACAGUCAGCAGUAUUUUAAAUGUAAGAGCAGUUCUCUUUCUCACUGUUCAUCAGAAUUUGAUAUAACAUCACCGUUCUGAUAUUUCAAUAAAACACUCUCAAUCGAUUAUGAUUUCCAAUAUUUGAUCAGUUUCUAUCAGAAAAAUCUCAAACUCUCCAUCAGAGGAAGGAACAGGUUUAGUCCUGACACAGCUCUCUGUCUCCACCUGUUGGUCUUACUGAGUUACUAGUUAUUAAAAAUCAGCUGUAAUAUUUCCGUACUAAGAUAUUUUUAACUUUUCAUACUCCUGGAUCAUAACAAAAACCAACUCCAGGUCCGACCAGAGGCACUCUGUAAACAAAAAAGUAACUGAAUUCAAAUUUCAUCCAUUCAUAAAUCAUCGUAAAAAAUAAGAAAUAAAAUGUAAAGGUGUGCAAACCAAGAAGCUUCAACAGUAAACCUUCUGUAGACCCAUCUCACUGCCUGAAAACUCUGAAAAAGUGCAGAAUGAAUUGAGGUAUAUUCCCCCGAGGUUGUUGCCCUCCUUUGUGUUGGUGACUGUUCAUUUCUUAUACUCUGAACACAUGUGGAAAUGUGAAGGUCAGAUCCAAAUGUGCAGUGACGGCUGAUUUCAGAAAUUUAACACUUAAAACAUACUCUCUUUUUUUUUUCAGAGAUUGGGGUUUAUCUAGACAUUCUGGCCUGAGUGUCAGCCUAUCAGCCACCUUUCACCUGUUAGCUUGUUGAAUUUCAUUUCCUGAAAUAAUGUCCAUCCUCAGUUUGAACCCUAAAUCUAAGUCCAGCUCCCCUCAGUCUCUCCCUUUAUUGGCUCUGUUAUUAAUGUCACUGAUCUGACUGUGUAUGCUGCAGCUGAGCCCCACGCCAGGCUGCACUCUGAGGCGCCCUCUGGUGGUGGACAUCCUGCCGUGCUGGUCUGCAUCGUCUACGACUUCUACCCCAAACAUAUCAAAGUGACCUGGAAAAGAGACGGGAAGGAGGUGACCUCUGGGGUCACUUCCACUGAUGAGAUGGCAGACGGAGACUGGUACUACCAGAUCCACUCCCACCUGGAGUACACACCCAAGUGAGUCCACAUCCAGGUUUGGGAGAUGUGAGUCUGACCUCCUAGACCAGGUCUCUUGAGGAUCACAGAACCUCUGAUGUGGUUUUUUUUUGUUGGAGCAGGUCUGGAGAGAAGAUCACCUGUGUGGUGGAGCACAUCAGCCUGAAGGAGCCUCUGGUCGUGGAAUGGGGUAAAGACCUGUCCAUCCUACACCUGUUCACCUGUUCACCUGUUCAUCUGUUCACCUGUUCACCUGUUCACCUGUUCAUCUGUUCACCUGUUCACCCUUUCACCUGUUCACCUGUUCAUCUGUUCACCUGUUCAUCUGUUCACCUGUUCACCUGUUCAUCUGUUCACCUGUUCACCUGUUCAUCUGUUCAUCUGUUCACCUGUUCAUCUGUUCACCUGUUCAUCUGUUCACCUGUUCACCUGUUCAUCUGUUAACCUGUUCAUCUGUUCACCUGUUCACCUGUUCAUCUGUUCACCUGUUCAUGUGUUCACCUGUUCACCUGUUCACCUGUUCACCUGUUCAUCUGUUCACCUGUUCAUGUGUUCAUCUGUUCACCUGUUCACCUGUUCAUCUGUUCAUCUGUUAACCUGUUCAUCUGUUCAUGUGUUCACCUGUUCACCUGUUCACCUGUUCAUCUGUUCACCUGUUCACGUGUUCAUCUGUUCACCUGUUCAUGUGUUCAUCUGUUCACCUGUUCAUCUGUUCACCUGUUCACCUGUUCAUCUGUUCAUCUGUUCACUUGUUCACCUUCCUCUCACCUGUCUGUCCUCAGACCCGUCCAUGCCUGAGUCUGAGAAGAACAAGAUCGCCAUCGGGGCCUCAGGACUGAUCCUGGGUCUGAUCUUAUCUCUGGCUGGAUUCAUCUACUUCAAGAGCAAGUCCAGAAGUAAGACCAGUACACCAUAGUCUUAGACCAGUUAGACCAGUACACCAUAGUCUAAGACCAGUUCAGACCAGUACACCAUAGUCUAAGACCAGUACAGACCAGUACACCAUAGUCUAAGACCAGUACACCAUAGUCUUAGACCAGUUCAGACCUGUACACCAUAGUCUGAGACCAGUACACCAUAGUCUAAGACUAGUACACCAUAGUCUAAGACCAGUUCAGACCAGUACACCAUAGUCUAAGACCAGUUCAGACCAGUCCACCAUAGUCUUAGCACAGUACAGACCAGUACACCAUAGUCUAAGACCAGUACACCAUAGUCUUAGACCAGUACAGACCAGUACACCAUAGUCUUAGACCAGUACAGACCAGUACACCAUAGUCUAAGACCAGUACACCAUAGUCUUAGACCAGUUCAGACCUGUACACCAUAGUCUGAGACCAGUACACCAUAGUCUAAGACUAGUACACCAUAGUCUAAGACUAGUACACCAUAGUCUAAGACCAGUUCAGACCAGUACACCAUAGUCUAAGACCAGUUCAGACCAGUCCACCAUAGUCUUAGCACAGUACAGACCAGUACACCAUAGUCUAAGACCAGUACACCAUAGUCUUAGACCAGUACAGACCAGUACACCAUAGUCUUAGACCAGUACAGACCAGUACACCAUAGUCUAAGACCAGUUCAGACCACUACACCAUAGUCUAAGACCAGUACACCAUAGUCUAAGACCAGUUCAGACCAGUACACCGUAGUCUAAGACCAGUACAGACCAGUUCACCAUAGUUUAAGACCAGUACACCAUAGUCUUAGACCAGUUCAGACCAGUACACCAUAGUCUUAGACCAGUACACCAUAGUCUAAGACCAGUACACCAUAGUCUUAGACCAGUUCAGACCAGUACACCAUAGUCUUAGACCAGUACACCAUAGUCUAAGACCAGUACACUAUAGUCUUAGACCAGUACAGACCAGUACACCAUAGUCUUAGACCAGUACACCAUAGUCUAAGACCAGUUCAGACCAGUACACCAUAGUCUUACCCUCAACCUCCACCACAUCCUGAUUGUCUCCUAAAAGGUCGUAUCCUCCGAUCGUAGCUGAUCGUAACCAUUCAAGUUAACGUGUCAAUUUACACCGACUUCUUUCCGUUCCUCUGCGGAUCGCCGGACUCCUCAGCUGAUCACAAGAGUUCUAUUUUUUCUGGACGCCAGAGCAUGGCGGGUAAAUUCAGCACAGAUUAACCCGUGCUGGAAAGGAAGUCGGGCACAGACACAAAAAUUGGCACAAAGAAAAGCAACGUAAUGAAAUUCGUCUCACAAACAAAUCUGGUAGGAAUUGGUGUACGGUGAAAAUUGCUGCCAUUCCAGUUCAAAGCCAUCCCGGACGCAGUGGAAAUUGAAAUUCGACCAGUUUGGACCAGUACACCAUAAUCCUAGACUAGUACAGACCAGUUUAACAGCUGUGUUGUCCGUGUCUCUCUGUGAUUCUUUCUGUUUUCUUUAAUUGUAGGAAGGACUUUGGUUCCCCAGACUGACUGAUCCUGGUCCUGGUCCUGGUCCUGGUCCUGGUCCUGGAUGGAGGAGGAAAAAUCAGCUUCCUGUGUUUUCAGCUCAGCAGACUGUCUCUGCUGCCACCUGCUGGACUGGCUGAACACCUGAUUCUCUGCUGCUCGGCUGCUCUGAACCCUGGUCCAGGAGUGUUCCUGGAUCAGGUCUAGUCUGGAUUGUGGAUCUGGACUCUGCUUCCUUUACUGUUUGAUGCUUUAGAGUGUGAAUCGAUAUUUGACAGGAUCAAUAACCCUGCUGUUUGAUCAGAUAUAAUCCAGUGGUUGGAGGGCUUUGGGGCUGGUAGGAUGUGAUUUUGAGAUGUUUCUGUUUUUACUGGGACUUUUUCUGACCUCAAUAAACCUUCAGAAAACUUGGAGUGGAUUUAUUGAUCAACUGUGGAUUUGUUGAAUGAAAGCGGUCUCAUGUAUUGAUCAGUUUUUCCUGAUACAGUCAGUCCUGACUCCAGAGUCUGCUCUGAUGAACAUGAUUGGCUGAGCUGGACGGUCUUUCCUCUCAAACCGCAGAGAAAGAGUUUUCUACGUAAAGGUCAAAGGUCUCCGCACCGACAUGUCCUCACAGGACCAGAGUCAUGAAGAUCUAGUACUUUCAGAGUUCUAGUUCUGUAAUUCCCUGAACUAUUCUGUUCGAGAGUCUAGACCUGGUCCAGGGUCUUGAUUUUCAGCAUUACAGGGGUCAUGGUUUCUGUUUGAGGUGUAACUGUAGACCAAGGAGUUCUGACCAAUCACGCCACAACAUCAUGGCGCCUCACAUCACUCGUUGGUCAUCUGGUUAUUGUUCUCUAAACUGAGUCCUGAUCAGAAGAUCUGGAUAUUAAGGGGGGGGGGGGGGGGGGGCUGGGGGGGUACUGGGGUUCACUUCAGGUCCUGAUACCUCACUAACUCCAUGUUUAAUACCUGAAAACUCAGAGUAACCCUCAAUCUCCACCUUAAUCCUGAUCGUCUACUAAAAGGUCGUUUCCUCCGAUCAUAGCUGAUCGUAACCAUUCAAGUUAACGUGUCGAUUUACACCGACUUCUUUCUGUUCCUCUGAGGAUCGCCAACUCUUUUUUCUGGACGCCGGAGCAUGGCGGAUAAAUUCAGCACAGAUUAACCCGUGCUGGAAAGGAAGUCGGACACAGACACAAAAUAAAACAUCCGGCUUCUUUUCAAAAUAAAACACUCCGUGUUUCAGGAGGAUCGUAUUUCACACCAUGCAAACGGGCGGAGACGAACAAGUGAAAGGUUUUUAGACGUCAUUUCACCCCGAUGACACCAUGGAUGAGGAGAUGCUGAUUCUAGAAGUCUAGAAGUAGAUUUCCUCCUCUGGAAGGACACAAUCUACUGCUUAUAUGGUUAGCCUCUGUGGCGAAAAACAACUACAAUUUCAACAACUCGUAUGAAUCUGCGGGUUAUUUUUAAUUCUUGCAAUUCCCAGUCUCCGUAAUCCACCAUGAAAUCCGCCUCACAAACGAAUCCGGUAGGAACUGGCGGACGGCGAAAAUCACAGCCGUUCCAGAUCGGAGCCGUUUCAGAUGCGAUGAAAAUCUGGCGUUAGGGUCCCUCUGGAUCGACUGGUCUGAGGUGACCCUAAAAUGUGGGAUUUAUUAGCUCAGAUGUUCUCAUGACGGCAAAGCUGUGUAAAAAGUAACACCCACAAACUGUGUUGAACUUGACGAGUUUCAGGCGGAAUCGUGUUGAAAUGAGACACAUGGAUCAGAUUUAUAAAGGAUGUUCUCGGCUGUCGAUCAAUCAGAACGUUUACACGACACUUAAGCAAACCGAACUAUUGCCUUACACCGAUUAAGACUGGACAACUGAAGUGCAUGUAAUGACCUUAGUCUGACUAUAAGGAGAACUCGGAUUGGAGUUGAAGAACUCUGAUUAAGACACCCAGAUAAUACGAUUGGAAUUGAUUCUAGAAGUAGAUUUCCUCCUCUGGAAGGACACUAUCUACUGUUUAUAUGGUUAGCCUACAUGGCGAAAGACAACUUGUUAUCGUGUGAUUGGACGUGAAUCCGCAGGGUUCUUGUUAGUUCUUGCGAUUCCAGCUGUCCGUAAUCCGCCCUGAAAUUCGUCUCACAAACAGAUCUGAUAGGAAUUGGCGUACGGCAAAAAUCACUGCCAUUCUGGAUCGGAGCCGUUCCGGAUGCGGUGGAAAUCCCGGGUAAGUGCUGUGACAGUUUCUGUACUUGAGGACCACACACCUCUGAUGAUGAACGAGGGCGAUGGGAGCAGGUGGAGGUUUGGAUCACCUGAGGAGUUCCUGAUCUGCAGAACCACCCAUUCACCAUACAUCCGAUCAAUAUGACAGGAGGCGCACUUUGCUGUGGAGAUUCCUCAUCACUCAUCAGUGAUUUUUCUUCCCCUGGUGACCCAUGACACGCCAGCAGCUCGUCUUCUGAUUGGCUGUUGAGGUGGAAGUGAAAGUAAACAGUGGGGACUUUCCACAAACUGCUGCUGCUGCUAUGUUCAGGUGCUGCAGGAAAUCUCACGCUCCUCACUGAAGCUGAGUAUUAAAGCUGAUCCUGAGCGUCAGACACAAACACUGAAAACUCCUGGUUUUAGUGGGACACUUGAAGGCAGCACUGGUCAGACUGGUUUUUGUGGGGAACGGAGAAAGAGGAAACAGACAGUCAAAGUGUCCCAGUUUAACAAACAAAAACCAGAGUCAGUCUGAGGUCUGGAGGUCCUCACUCUCUGUUCUCUAUCAGGUCAGUCAGAUGAGGACUCUAAAGUCCUUCAUAACUCAGAGGUCCUCAGGUGGGUUUAGUCGAGACACAGACCUGAGACAGAAGUGAGAGGUGUGGUUCUGGUUCUGUCGGGUCACUGUGGAUCUGGAUGAUCCUAAAAACCUGUUUCUAGGUUGUCUUACAUGUUUUUAGUCUUCUGGGGUUUUUUUUUUUACAAAGUUUGUUUCAGUUCAACAGAAACUUUAAAAAUAAUUAAAAGUCUUUUAUUCUGAAAAUCUCCAAGUGACAGUGAAGGAUUAAAAGUUUAUUUUGAAGGGUGGACACCAACAGGUGAUUGAUUAUUGAUCAGGUUGAUCUGCAGCUCUCUGUUCAACAGUUGCUGAGAGCAGCAGCAGCACACUGCCUCUACCUGGUAACUGAUGAUGUCACAAAACCUGAUUGGCCGUUCAGUUUUUAGAGCCAGCUGCUCACUGAGUUCCUGUUAGUCCUCCUCAGACCAGUUCAGAUCCUCAGUGUCUCAGACCGGCUCAGGUGUUCUCAGUCUCAGUCUGGUUCAGGUGUUCAGAGUCUCAGGUAGGUCAACUUCUUCAGGUCUCAGAGGAUGAAGAUGAUCCUGGUCCUGGUCCUCUCCUGUGUCCUCGGUGUCUCAGCUGAUGGUGAGUUUGUGACUCAUUUUAAACCAGAACAUAAGAACACACACACACACACACACACACCCACACACACACACACACACACACACACACACACACACACACUAACAGGUUCUCUGUUUUCUCCUCAGACCUUCAUGAGGACAUUUGUCUCAGUGGUUGUACUCAGACCUUUGAUGAGUACAUGUUCGGUCUAGAUGGUGAAGAGCUGGCCUUCGCAGACUUUGAAGCAGGGAACAUGGUUUACCCUCAGCCUGACUUUGUGGAUAAAGCAGAGUACAAAGAAGGAGUUUAUCAAAGUGCUGUGGCUAACAGAGAGACCUGCAAAUACAACCUGGAAAUUGAUCGUGAAGCCUUCAAAGACUACAAACCAGAGCGAGGUAAACACACACACUCCCUCACUCUCUCUCUUUCUCUCUCUCUUACACACAAUCCCCCACCCCCUCUCUCCCCCCUCUCUCUCCCCCUCCGUCCCUCAGCUCUUGUCCUCUCACGUUGAGUUCCUGCAGAAUUCUCCAACAGCUCGUGUUCCUAAAGUCAAACUGUCAGAGAUAACUGUGCUGACACCCCCACCCCCCCCUCUCUUUCUGUGGUUACAGACCCUCCGUCCAGUCCCAUCGUCUACCCCAAAGACCAGCUGGAGCUCGGGGAGAAGAACUCCCUCGUCUGUCAUGUGACCGGCUUCUACCCGCCUCCUGUGACCUUCUUCUGGAGUAAGAACGGAGAGAACGUGACUGAAGGGGUCACCAAGAACGUCCCCCUCCUGAACACAGACGGAACCUUCAGCCAGUUCUCCAAACUGGAGGUCACCACCCAGGAAGGAGACGUCUACAGCUGCUCUGUGGACCACCUGACCCUGGAGAAACCGCAGACCAGGAUGUGGGGUGAGAGCAGACCUUCUUCAUAGACAGAGGGGGGGGAGGGCUGUGUCUCAGUGUGUAUUUCUCAGUGUGUAUUUCUCAGUGUGUAUAUCUCAGUGUGUGUAUAUCUCAGUGUGUAUAUCUCAGAGUGUGUGUUGUGUGUGUAUCUCAGUGUGUGUAUAUCUCAGUGUGUAUAUCUCAGUGUGUAUAUCUCAGUGUGUAUAUCUCAGUGUGUAUAUCUCAGUGUGUAUAUCUCAGUGUGUAUAUCUCAGUGUGUAUAUCUCAGUGUGUAUAUCUCAGAGUGUGUGUGUGUUGUGUGUAUAUCUCAGUGUGUAUAUCUCAGUGUAUAUAUCUCAGUGUGUAUAUCUCAGAGUGUUGUGUGUAUAUCUCAGUGUGUGUAUCUCAGUGUGUAUAUCUCAGAGUGUGUGUCUGUUGUGUGUCUGCAGAGGUGAAGACGGUCCAGCCCGGUGUCGGUCCUGCUGUGUUCUGUGGACUCGGUCUGACUGUCGGCCUGCUCGGUGUUGCUGUUGGAACCUUCUUCCUCAUUAAAGGAAACGAGUGCAGCUGA
Xyrichtys novacula (pearly razorfish) is the source of this 18125-nucleotide messenger RNA. The record is from the annotation of a GenBank genome assembly. Lineage: Eukaryota; Metazoa; Chordata; Actinopteri; Labriformes; Labridae.